Trichoderma atroviride IMI 206040 is the source of this 805-nucleotide messenger RNA. RefSeq lists its product as uncharacterized. NCBI's taxonomy places the organism in Eukaryota, Fungi, Ascomycota, Sordariomycetes, Hypocreales, Hypocreaceae. The record is from RefSeq and is a predicted model, not a curated record.
CGCCCGACAAUCUCGAAUUCCCACUGCAGACCGGCGCGUAGCGGAGGCAGCACGACCGGCCGAUCUUCCGAUUGACGAAGCGACUCUCUCACCAAUUUUGCCGCACCGCGAUUGACCCCGCCAUCGUCCCGAAUCGACCGCAACAACCGCCCAUCAUGCCUCAAGACAUGCCCCCCCGGGGCGGGUACGAGCCCGUCCAGUACAAGCGAAACCUGCCCGCCAAGGGCUUCCGACCUGGAAUCCUCCUCCUCGGCAUGGGCGCCGUCAUGGGCUACGGCUGGUACAAGCUGAUUGGCGGUAUUCGGGAGGCCAACGAGCUUGCCCGUGAGAAGAUGUGGGCUCGCAUCCACCUGAUUCCCCUGCUCCAGGCCGAAGAAGACCGCGACCAGGUGCGACGAUUCUGGGCCGACCAGAAGCGCGAGAAGGAGCUGUUGGGCGACAACACGAAGGUUUACAACAGCGACAGAUUCGUGCGACCAACAUUUGCCGUUUCCCCGGCACCUUCGAAAUAAAUGGAGUGAUAUAACAUAGGGAAGACGAAGAAAAUGCGCUCGAAUGGAAUUGGAAUCUUGUAUAUAUGUGUGUUGACUUGUUCGGCCAGAUGGCGUCGACAAAAUGGGGUAGAAACAACAAUAAAGGAGGGCAUGGCAAUCUAUAUUCUUCAUCUCAUUUUGGCUCAAGUGCUACGAAAUUCCCCAAGCGCAGAUCAACUAUUCCAUCAAAGGGAAAAGAAACAGCGAAAUCAAAAAUCACAAGAGUUUGUUAAUAGCGAUUAUAGGCCAAUCUCAUCAAACUUGCACACCAA